Molecule: messenger RNA, 1476 nt
Organism: Aspergillus clavatus NRRL 1
Lineage: Eukaryota; Fungi; Ascomycota; Eurotiomycetes; Eurotiales; Aspergillaceae
Product: sugar porter family MFS transporter
Exons: 7
Coding region: 1-1476 (491 amino acids)
Biological process (GO): transmembrane transport; carbohydrate transport
Cellular component (GO): membrane
Molecular function (GO): carbohydrate:proton symporter activity
Source: RefSeq, a predicted model, not a curated record
AUGGGCAGAUUUUUUACUAUUUCCCUGGCUACCUUUGCGGCCACUGGGUCGUUCCUUUUCGGAUACGACUCUGGUGUGAUGACCGAUGUUAUUGCUAGCCCUAACUUCCUCGCUUUCUUCAACACUACUAAAACAUCUGCCAUCAUCGGAGCGAUCAACAGUACAUUCAAUGGAGGCGCUGCUAUUGGUGCCCUGCAGGGCGGUCUCACGAUGGAUCGGUUCGGCCGUAAAUUCACCAUUCAGAUGGGCGCGUUCAUCUGUCUCGUUGGUGCCAUCCUUCAGGCCGCCGCACAGAACUUGGCUAUGAUUUUGGUUGGGCGUAUCUUAGCAGGCUGGGCCGUCGGUCUCAUGUCCAUGUCCGUCCCAGUUUACCAGGCUGAAGUUGCUCAUCCUCGCUCCCGUGGGUUGAUCGUCGGUUUAGCACAACAAAUGAUUGGCGUCGGUUUCAUCGUCAGCACGUGGGUUGGUUAUGGAUCGCUUCACGCACCGGAUACCAGCGAAUUCCAAUGGCGGUUCCCUCUUGCAUUCCAGGCAGUCCCUGCUCUUCUUCUCGCCAUCGGUAUGUUCUUCUUACCAGAGUCACCUCGAUAUUUGGUUGAGAAGGAGAAAUAUGACGAGUCCUUGAGGAUUCUGAAGAAACUGCACUUUGAUGGAACGAACGACGACUGGAUUCAAGCCGAAUAUAAUGAAAUCAGGACAACCAUUGAAGCUGAGAAGGCCGUGACCGUUUCUGGUUGGCUCAUCAUGUUUCAGGUGCCUCAAUGGCGGACCAGAUUGCUUCAUGGUGUCGCUGUCCAGGUCUUUACCCAGAUGACUGGUGUCAACGUAAUUGGCUACUACCAAUCCAUCAUGUACGAGGCUCUCGGCAUUACAGGGAAUCGGGCGACGCUAGUGAUCGGCAUCUACAACUGCGUAGGCCCCCUGGCCAAUUUGAUUUUCAUCGUUUUCAUUCUCGACAAGGUGGGACGACGCAAGCCCAUGAUGUUCGGUACAAUCGGAAUUACCAUUGCUCUGUUCUGCGAGGCGGCAUUGAACUCGCAAAAUGUGAACGGUGAACGCCAUGGUUACAGUAUCGGUGGUGUUUUCUUCCUCUUCUGCGUGACUGUCAUGUUCUCUUGUUCUUUUGGCCCUUGCAGCUGGGUUUACAUGUCUGAGGUCAUGCCUAUGCAGAUCCGAGGCAAGGGAAAUGCAUUUGCUACCGGCAUCGGAAACUGGACUGUCGCCACUCUCUGGGCCCAAGUUUCCCCGAUUGCUCUGGGCAGUAUCGGUUGGAAAUUCUACUUCAUUUUCGCCGCAUUUAACAUCUGCGUCUCCCUUCCGGUCAUCUACUUCCUCUUCAAGGAGACUAAGCAAAAGUCUCUAGAGGAGAUUGACUUGCUUUUUGGUGGCCGUGCCUUAGGCACCCUGCCUGAGAAUGUGGCCGAGAAAUCCGACGACACCGGCAUCUCUGUCACAAACGUGGAACACACUGUUUAA